Molecule: messenger RNA, 2520 nt
Organism: Agelaius phoeniceus (red-winged blackbird)
Lineage: Eukaryota; Metazoa; Chordata; Aves; Passeriformes; Icteridae
Source: RefSeq, a predicted model, not a curated record
UUCCUUCCGGGGCGCCGCCGGCCAUUUUGUGGCGUUAAGCCGCGCGCGCGGGCGGUUCCCUCUCAUUUCCUCGUCGCGGCGGGACGGGGCGGCCGCUCCUGGCGCUUCGCUCCGGCCUCGGGCCGCCCCUCGGACCCUGAGGUUUAUUCUCUUCGGCCGCCGCCGCCCCUCAGGGGCUCCUGCCCACCAUGAGCUACGGCCGCCCGCCGCCCGAUGUGGAGGGCAUGACGUCCCUCAAGGUGGACAACCUGACCUACCGCACCUCCCCGGACACCCUGCGGAGGGUCUUUGAGAAAUACGGCCGCGUGGGCGACGUCUACAUCCCCCGGGACCGCUACACCAAGGAGAGCCGCGGGUUCGCCUUCGUGCGCUUCCACGACAAGCGGGACGCGGAGGACGCGAUGGACGCGAUGGACGGGGCGGUGCUGGACGGCCGGGAGCUCCGCGUGCAGAUGGCCCGCUACGGCCGCCCGCCCGACUCGCACCACAGCCGCCGCGGGCCGCCGCCCCGCCGGUACAGCAGCAGCGGCUACGGCCGCCGCAGCCGCAGCCCUAGAAGACGCCGUCGCAGCCGAUCUAGAAGCAGGAGCCGCUCUAGGUCCCGCAGUCGGUCCCGCUACAGUCGGUCCAAAUCCCGGUCUCGCACACGCUCUCGGUCUCGCUCCACCUCCAAGUCCAGAUCUGCCAGGAGAUCCAAGUCAAAGUCCUCAUCUGUCUCCAGAUCCCGAUCCAGGUCAAGAUCCCGGUCCAGAUCUAGAAGCCCUCCCCCUGCCUCAAAGAGGGAAUCCAACUCUAGAUCCAGGUCUAAGAGCCCUCCUAAGUCUCCGGAAGAAGAAGGAGCUGUAUCCUCCUAGGAACAUGGUAAUGUACCUCGGGGUCAGCACAGGAUGCAUGUUACUUUAUUAGAUCACUUAGGUGGGGUGUUGGGUAGUUCUUGGAGCAUUAAUAGCCUGAACCAAGUGAAUCCUAGUGGGGCACAUUGUUAGUUGUUGGUUUUGGUUUUUUUUUUCUUGAGCAGUGAUUUUUUUGGUUAUUGAUUUAGGGAAAUAAUUACUGAAGGGUUUUCUACGGAGAAAAUUUUUUUUUAAACAGAGAAAAUGUUUUAUUGCAAGAUUAAUGCCUUGGUUUUAAUAAAAUAUUGUAUGAGACGCAACCUAUGAUGCAAAUGACUAUUUCUUACUGUAUUUAUCCAACAUCUGCAUUUUCCCCUUUAAAGCUGCGGUCUCCUGUUUGCUAAAAGAAUAUUGGCCAGUAUUGCAGAUUUUAACUGAUUUGGCUGAUCCUCCAGGGACCAGUUUCUGUGGGCGUGUGUUGGAGCAGGUUUGUCUUACACUGUUAAAGAUACACUAUCCUUUUAGAACGGAAGAUCGGUUCAGUGGCCGUUGUACUGACUGGAGGUAAUAACUGUCCUAGAAAAGUGGUAAAUUCCUUGCAACGAGAAAACCACGGAAACUAGUUUUUUCCUCAAGUCGACAUCUGGAAGAGGCAUCUAAGGAUACACUGGGUGGGGAAAGGAUAGUGUGUCUUUAACCCUUCAAACUGUUUGGUCCUAUUUUUUAAAAGGAAAGGGCCUGAGCUAGCUCUGGAGUUAGAUAAUUGUAGCAAAAUUAGUCACAUUUUCGGUUUUGAAUGCUAAUUAGAGCUUAGUUAAGUCUUUAUGAAGAAGUAUUAGUUUUGUAACUUUUAUAGAACUCUGAAUAAUUGAGUGGUGAACAGGCUGAAUUGAAGUUAAUGGCGGCUUUAUCUACAGCCUGGUGCUUAUUCUCCUCUGUAACUAAAUAUUUUGACCAAACCUUACAUUUGGCCUCUGAAGUAAAGCAACAUGGGGGGAGGUGGAACACUGUGGAAAUUCUUAAAACUUAAUUAAAUUAGUCAAAGCCAGUUGAAACACAACUAGAAGUAUCCCUGAAGUCAUCCACACCCAAAAUGGACAAGGUAGAAACCUGGCUGAAUUUUUCUCUCUUCAAACCUAGAUGCUUCAGCUAAAUGAGAGCCCAGAUAAAGGACGCCUUUGGGGGGAAAAGAUCGCUUGAGUCUUCAGCCCAUUGGAGAGACCCUGGCCGAGCAACCAGCUGUUGAAAAGGCGCAGUUGUGUAGCAGUUGAGUAAUGCUGGUUAGCUGUUAAGGUGGCGUGUUGCAGUGCAGAGUGCUUGGCUGUUUCCUGUUGUCUCCUGAUUGCUCCUGUGUAACGAUGCCUUGUCGUGCAGAAACAAAUGGCUGUCCAGUUAAUUAAAAUGCCUGACAACUGCACUUCCAGUCACCCGGGCCUUGCGUAAAAAAAAUGGAGCAUACAGUGAGCACAUCUAGCUGAUGAUAUACACACCUUAUUUUUUCCAGAAUGGUAAAACUUACCAACCUACAUAUAUGAACUUACAUAUGAGAAUUGUAAUGUUAAGCAAAGAAAUGGUUCAUUCCUUUGUAAGUACUGAUUGGUGUAUCUUUUGCUUAAGACAUUCUGUACUAUACCCACUGUCUCUGUAGUUAAUAUUAAACAUUUUUUUCUGUGUUAACUUUUCUCAA